Messenger RNA from Impatiens glandulifera, 2056 nucleotides. RefSeq names its product luc7-like protein 3. Gene Ontology annotation, molecular function: mRNA binding. Gene Ontology annotation, cellular component: U1 snRNP; U2-type prespliceosome. NCBI's taxonomy places the organism in Eukaryota, Viridiplantae, Streptophyta, Magnoliopsida, Ericales, Balsaminaceae. The transcript is spliced from 7 exons. Bases 99 to 1160 code for a protein of 353 amino acids. Gene Ontology annotation, biological process: mRNA splice site recognition. The record is from RefSeq and is a predicted model, not a curated record.
UCCCUCCAUCUGCUCUUAUCGUUCUUCUUCGUCCCCAAUGGUUCUGCAAAAUUAGGGUUUCUUAAUUUCAGUCGGACCUUGGCACAUCAAUUCUAGAUAUGGAUGCGCAGAGAGCUUUAUUGGAUGAGCUUAUGGGUGCAGCCCGUAAUCUCACCGAAGAAGAGAAAAGAGGGUUCAAGGAAGUCACUUGGAAUGAUAGGGAGGCUUGUACCAUGUAUAUGGUUCGCUUUUGCCCUCAUGAUCUUUUUGUCAACACAAAGAGUGAUCUCGGAGUGUGCCCAAAGAUCCAUGAUCCAAAAUUGAAAGAAAGCUUUGAGAAGUCCAUGAGACAUGAUCAAUAUGUGCCAAAGUUUGAAGCAGAGCUGGCUUAUUUCUGUGAGAAGUUGGUGUCGGACUUGGAUAAAAAGGUUAGACGUGGACGUGAACGUCUUGAUCAAGAAAUGGAACCUCCCCCAGCUCUCCCUAUCUCAGCAGAAAAAUCUGAGCAGUUAUCAGUGCUGGAGGAAAAGAUAAAGAACUUACUGGAACAAGUGGAAACUCUGGGUGAAGCUGGGAAGGUGGAUGAAGCUGAAGCACUCAUGAGAAAGGUUGAUGUCCUUAAUAUUGAAAAAUCUAUCUUGAUGAAACCCCUGAACGAUAAAUUAAUGCAAGCACAAGAGAAGAAAAUGGCUUUAUGUGAUAUAUGUGGUUCCUUUUUAAUUGCAAAUGAUGCUGCAGAGAGGACAGUGUCUCAUGUCAUUGGAAAACAGCACAUUGGGUAUGGCAUGGUUAGGGAUUUCCUUGCAGAAUACAAGGCUGAAAAGGAUAAGGCCAAGGAAGAGCAAAGGUCAAUUAGGGAAAAAGAGGCUGAAGAAAGGAGGAAACAAAAGGAUGAGAAUGAGAAAAGAGGUCGAGUUGAUUCUUCAUAUAAGGAGCGGGAGAGGUAUCGUGAUCAAGAUCGAGAGAGGGAUAGAAGCGGCAGGGAGAGAAGGGACCGCGAAAUGUCUCAUGAGAGGAAUGGUAGAGGAAGCAGCCGAGGACAGGACUGGAAACAUAACAACAACUACAGAGACGGAGGAAGGGAUAGGCGUCGUGAUCGUGAUCGACAUAGGAGCAGGUCACAUUCCCCUGUUAGUCGUGGUAAUAGGAAUUCAUCGAAGAGUCCAGUUCGUCAGUUAUAAGGCAAUUCCAUAAAAUUAAUAUCUGGAUUUUGGUCUGAGGAAGAAGAAGAAAAUGAAGAGGUAGAUGCUUUUGUUUUUUUACUCUUUAUGUAUGAGUUGGUUGGGAACUUAAAAAAAUCACUGUGGGUAAAAUUUUCUUUUUGUUCCAACAGCCUUUAUGAUACUUAAUGAAUCUCCUAAGGGUUGAGGUAGGCCCUCUCAUUUUGUCAAAUACUUUUUUUUUUGUUUUGUUUUGGUAAUUUGUUAUUUCAGAGUCUUUGUUGAUCCUGUUCCUUUUUCGAGGAUAAAUAUGUAUAACUGCUGACAAAGGGAUCAUCAUCCUGGUUAGAAGGUAAUUGAAAGUGUUGAUUUGGGUUUCAUAUUUUCUGUUGCUUACAAAUCUGAUGAGAAUAUAGGUGUAUGUUGGUUGGUUGUCUCAUGUGGGAAUGUUUUCUUCCUUUUGAAGAAAACCCUAGUUUGUUAGGUUCUAACUUUCUGCAUUGCAACAUCGCUCAGUUGCAGUAACCGAAUUGGCUAAUUGCAGUUGUCUGGAAAAAGGUAACUCUUAUUCUUCUUCUCAAAGGGAUUUCAUUUGACAUGAAUGUUAACUGAGGUAACUGAAAUCUAAGCAUGCAUUUGAACAAGGGAGAUUAUAUUUUGAAGAACUGCAGGGAUCUUAAACCCAACCAUUGCAGAAAUUGUUAAUAAGGGUAGAGGUACAUUUUCAUCUCAAACAAUUUGAUUGCGAUCCGAGUAAAUAGAAUUUAGACCGUCUCGAGCUCCUGUGGAUUCAGAUUCAGACCAAGUUAGAUUUUUGGUAGAUGUUCAUUGAUGUUUUAAAUAAAGAAUCAAUAUGUAAGUAACACAAGUAAUGAUUGCUCUUAAUAAUACUUGACUAGGAUACUUUCUCCUUUUCA